AUGGCGCAUUUACCUGGAACCAAAAAACUGUACGCGAAAGAUAACGAAGAACCUCGAGUUUUCGAAACUAUCUUCAGCGAAUUCGUCGUGCGCGCCUUAGUGACUGCAAACUUCACCAACCAUCACAACGAAGCAGAGCCAUAUACCAUGUGCGGUGGCGCCGGCACGGAGUAUGGACGUUACCGCUUAGAACUCCAGUUGCUUACGGAACCACAUGAAAUAGCCCAAAUCGCUGUGUCUAAGUGA
This is a messenger RNA of Cylicostephanus goldi, 246 nucleotides long. The record is from the annotation of a GenBank genome assembly. NCBI's taxonomy places the organism in Eukaryota, Metazoa, Nematoda, Chromadorea, Rhabditida, Strongylidae.